AUGCCGCCCGCCGUCCCGCCGCUGCUGCCGCUGCUGCUGCCGCCUCUGCUGCUGCUGGCGGCGGCGCGUCCCGCCGCCCCCCCGCACAGGCCUACAUUUGCAUGUGGAGGAGUUGUAUCUGGAGAGUCAGGGUUUAUUGGGAGUGAAGGAUUUCCUGGCGUCUACCCACCAAACAGCAAAUGUACUUGGAAAAUUACCGUCCCAGAGGGAAAGGUGGUGGUGCUUUCUUUCCGGUACCUGGACCUGGAGAGCGACACCCUGUGCCGCUAUGACUUCGUGGACAUCUACAGCGGCCACGCCAACGGGCAGCGCAUCGGCAGGUUCUGUGGCACCGUCAAACCGGGGGCCCUGGUGUCCAGCAGCAAUAAAAUGUUGGUGCAGAUGACUUCAGAUGCCAAUACUGCUGGGAGUGGAUUCAUUGCCAAGUUUUCUGCAGCAGAACCACACGAAAGAGGGGACCAGUACUGCGGGGGCCGGCUGGAGAAACCCUCGGGCUCCUUCCACACGCCCAACUGGCCAGAGCGGGACUACCCCGCGGGAGUCACCUGCUCCUGGCACAUCGUGGCCCCGAAGAACCAGCUGAUAGAGUUAAAAUUUGAGAAGUUUGAUGUGGAAAGAGACAACUACUGCAGAUAUGACUACGUUGCAGUGUUUAAUGGUGGGGAGAUCAAUGAUGCCAAAAGAAUUGGGAAGUACUGUGGAGACAGUCCACCAGCGCCUAUUCUGUCUGAGAAAAAUGAGCUGCUCGUUCAGUUUUUAUCUGAUUUAAGCUUAACAGCUGAUGGCUUUAUUGGCCAUUACAAAUUUAGACCAAAAAAGUUACCCACAACUACAGCUCUGCCUACAACCACAACAGUCCCUGCUACCUCAACUGUGAAACCUACAGUUGCCCUGUGCCAGCAGAAGUGUAAAAGGAGUGGGACUCUGGAAAGCAAUUAUUGUUCAAGCAACUUUGUAAUAACUGGAACUGUAAUCACAACAGUAACACGGGCUGGCAGUCUGCAUGCAACAAUAUCCAUCAUUAAUGUAUAUAAGGAGGGGAAUUUAGCAAUCCAGCAAGCUGGCAAGAAUAUGAGCGCCAAAAUUCUUGUUAUGUGUAAGCAGUGUCCUCUCAUCAGGAGAGGUUUAAACUACAUCAUCAUGGGCCAGGUAGAAGAAGAUGGCAGAGGCAAAGUCUAUCCCAACAGCUUUGUCAUGAGUUUUAAGACUAAGAACUCAAAGAUCCUAAAUGCCUUGAAAAACAAAACAUGUCAAAAUUGAACUCUGCAGCUGUGUUCUAUCAUCUGUCUUGAACAAUCAUUUUAACUUAGCCUAAGUCAUGGAAAUACAAGUGACUGCCAACAGUACAACCAUGCUGACCCUUCCUCCUCUCCUGUCCACAUAAGGACAGCUGGCACAAAGUGAAAUCCAUUCCAUGUACCAGAUGAGAACAGACCCUCCUAAGGCUGAAAGCCGAAGAUUUGCAGCACAGCCAUCUGAUCUCAUAGAAAAAUUCCAAUUACUUGGAAGAUGUUAAUUUAUAACUGUCCAAUUUUUAAGGAGUUUUGUACGUAAAAUAAGAAUUCUAAGUGCAAUAUUUAUAGCAACUCAGUUCAACUUAGCUUUUUUCUCUAAAGUUGUUUUAUUACAUGGAUUUCUGCAUUAUUAUCAGUGCUUAAUAAAAUAUUUUAAGAUUAAAUCAUC
Melospiza melodia melodia is the source of this 1683-nucleotide messenger RNA. RefSeq names its product procollagen C-endopeptidase enhancer 2 (gene PCOLCE2). Gene Ontology annotation, molecular function: protein binding; peptidase activator activity; collagen binding. The transcript has 9 exons. NCBI's taxonomy places the organism in Eukaryota, Metazoa, Chordata, Aves, Passeriformes, Passerellidae. The record is from RefSeq and is a predicted model, not a curated record. Bases 1 to 1260 code for a protein of 419 amino acids.